Messenger RNA from Lates calcarifer (barramundi perch), 6061 nucleotides. RefSeq names its product intersectin-2-like. Lineage: Eukaryota; Metazoa; Chordata; Actinopteri; Centropomidae. Gene Ontology annotation, molecular function: protein binding; calcium ion binding; guanyl-nucleotide exchange factor activity. Gene Ontology annotation, biological process: intracellular signal transduction; positive regulation of Rho protein signal transduction. The record is from RefSeq and is a predicted model, not a curated record.
GGUACCUCCCCUCUCCAAAGCAGAUAGAUUGCCAGGCUGGAUGUCGGAUCACCACGGCUACACUACCGCAACAGGUAAAUGAACAGAAAUCAUUCAGAUGUCAAACAGGACAGGACUAAAUGUUACACAUGCUGCCCACUGUCGCUGCUGACCUUGUGUUUUUUACCUUUUCCUGGAAGAUGUCUGAGAGCUAGCCAGCUGAGUAGAGGACUUCCCUCUCUGCCCGUGCUCUCCACCUGCAGCCAUGAAUGGUGGAGCGAGUGUGUGGGCCAUCACUCCAGAGGAGAGGGGGAAACACGACAAACAGUUUGACACGCUCGCCCCCGUCCUCAGCUAUGUCUCAGGAGAACAAGCAAGAAAAUUCUUCCUCCAAUCUGGCCUGCCUCCUUCUGUCCUGGCUGAGAUCUGGAACCUAGCUGACAUGGACAGCGAUGGGAAGAUGGACAGACUAGAAUUCUCCAUAGCUAUGAAGCUCAUUAAACUCAAGCUUCAGGGGCGGAAUUUGCCCUCUACCUUGCCACUUAUCAUGAAGCAGCCUCCUGUCUCCAAUUCAGCCUCAAUCGUCCCUUCAUCAGCACGUUUUGGAAUGGGUUCUAUGCCAAACCUGUCAGUUGGUCUGUCAUCCAUGUCAGCUAUGUCAACCAUGCCCAUCCUAACACCCAUCCCGGCUAACCCUCCCAUGCCCUCUGUGCAACCCCUGAUGCCGACGCCAAUGACUCUGCCCCUCAUCACCUCUCUAGGGAACCCUGGACUCCCCAAUGGCAAUGUCAACCUCCUCACCCCACCUCUUGUUCCCAACAAUGCAGCGCUCCCUCUCUCUGGCUUCUCUUCACCUAUGGCGUUCUCUCCAACCACUGGCAUGUCAAAAGCCAACUCUCUCCUGGAUCUUGGAUCCAGCAGUUCAAAUUCUUCCUCCACCACAUCGUUGGCCAGUAACUCUCCCAAGACUGGUGCAAGCGACUGGGCUGUUCCACAGGCCUCCAGACUGAAGUACCGUCAGCAGUUCAACACGCUAGACAAGCUCAUGAGUGGCUACUUGUCAGGACCUCAGGUUAGAAAUGCGCUGAUGGCAUCAAACCUAACCCAGACUCAGCUAGCUACCAUCUGGACGCUGGCGGAUGUGGAUAAGGACGGUCAGCUACGAGCUGAUGAGUUCAUUCUGGCAAUGCACCUGGUGGACAUGGCUAAAACUGGCCGACCGCUACCACUCACACUGCCUCAAGACCUGGUGCCUCCCUCUCUAAGGGGAGGAAUCAAGUCCAGUGAGCUUGUUAAUGGAACGGGGCCCUACAUAACUCCCUGUUUAAUAGACACAACUGAGACGGAACCUGCACAAAAGACCAAGAGCAGUGUGUCCUUUGAGGACAAGCUGAAGGAGAACUUUGCGCGAGGCAGCGCCGAGCUGGAGAAACGACGACUGGCCCUGGAGGAGGAGCAGAGGAAAGAGAGGGAGAGGAGGGAGAGGGAGGAGAGGGAGGCCCAGGAGCGGAGGGAGAGGGAGGCCAGGGAGCUGGAGAACCGGAGGAGGCUGGAGGAGGAGAGGCGGUUGGAGAGGCAGAGAGAGAUGGAGAGGCAGAGGGAGGAGGAGAGGCUGAGGGAGCUGGAGAGGAAGGAGGCGGCGAAGCAGGAGAUGGAGCGCCAGCGGAGGGAGGAGUGGGAGCGAGGGAAGAGGGAGGAGCUGGGCAGGAGGAGAGAGGGGGAGCAGGAAGAAAUUUCUCAACUCAGGGCCAAAAAGAAAAGUCUAGAGUUGGAGCUGGAGGCUGUGGGCAACAAGCACAAGCAGAUCUCAGACCGUCUCCGUGACGCUCAGAGCAAGAGGCGGAUUCAGAAGGCGGAGGUGGACCUGGUCAAUCAGAAGAGGGACGCACGCAUCGCAGAGAUCAACACGCUGCAGCUUCAGUUUGAGGACUGGCAGAGGAAGCUCUCACAGCUGGUCCCAGAACAACAGAGACUGACCGAGAAGCUACGAAACAUCAACCUCAACAAGCUCUCGUCGGUGACUUUGACCACCCUGACCGCGAGCGUGACGGAGAAAGGCGUGAACUGCCGGAGGCUGAAGGACCAGCUCGACACUCUGGAGAGGGAGACGACGGACAAACUGGCCCAGAUGGAGCAGUACAACAAAGAGCUUAAGCUUGGGGAUAUGGAUGACUGUGUCCUGCGGGGCCUUCUGUCUCUGCUGGCCUGCCUCAGCCAGCUCUUCCUUCUCAUCAAGGAGCUGAGGGAGAAGCAGGUGAGGCAGCAGGCCGUCCUGGACGACCUGUACCGAGUCAAAGACGAGAAGCUGAGGGAGCUGCAGCGACGCAGGGAGGAAGAGAGAGAAAGGAGGAGAAGGGAGGAAGAGGAGGCAGCCAGACAGGCAAAGCUAGAGCAGGAGAGGAGAGAGCAGGAGCGAAGGGAACAGGAGAGGAGGGAGAAGGAAGAGGAGGAGGCCCGGCAGAGGAGGCUCCUGGAGGAGCAGAGGGCCCGACAGAGGGAGGAGGAGGAGAGGGAGGCGCAGGCUUGUCUCCGGGCAGCCCAGGAGAAAGCGCGGGAGGAGGAGAGGAGGAGGAGAGAGGAGGAAGAGGAGAGGAGAAAAAAGGAGAGGAGGAGGAGGAAGAGCGGAAACGAAAGGAGGAGGAGGAGGAGGAGAAGGAGAGAGGAGAGAGAGGAGGAGGAGGAGGAAAGAGGACGGCAGCAGGCGGCUCAGCAACAGUUCAUGCCGACCAUGUACAGAGCCCUGUACUCCUUUGUUGCCCGCAACGCAGACGAGCUGAGUAUAGACGCAGACUGUCUCAUAGAGGUGGAUGAGCAGACUGUCGGCGAGCCUGGCUGGUUGUGCGGGAGUUACCGUGGAAACAGGGGCUGGUUCCCCCAGAGUUACGCAGAGAAAUGUCCCACACCCUCCGCCGCUGAGACCGUCCCUUCUUCACCUGGAAAAACGUCCUGUCCGCCGCCACCGCUUAUCAUAGGAAUCCCAGAUGGGGAGGCAACAGGCGACAAUACAGCUCCUGCCCAAUCAGACACUUCACAGUUGUCAGUCCCUCUGCUGGCUCGUGCCGUCUCCUCGUGGUCAGCCACCUCAGAAACUCACCUCAGUCUCUCCUCCGGCGACGCCAUCACUGCGCUGCUGAGCUUCUCGCAGGGCGACGUCAUCAGCGUGCUGCAGCAGAGGGAUGAGUGGUGGUUGGGACAGCUCAACGGGACGCAGGGGUGGUUCCCAAAAAGCUAUGUCACUUUGGAGACGGGUGGCAAUGCAGAUGUGGAUGCAUUUGAUACAUCUGACUCUGUUCAGCUAGAGGAGUACGUAGCCUUGUAUACAUAUGAGAGCCCAGAGGCGGGGGACCUGACAUUUGUUGAGGGGGAUGUUGUCAUGGUGACGGAGCGGGAAGGAGAGUGGUGGCGAGGAUGCAUUGGGGACCAUUUAGGGGUGUUCCCCUCCAACUAUGUCCGACCUGUUGAGCCAGAGGUGUCAAGACCGGGAGCUCCAGCCAAGAAACCUGAGAUCGCCCAGGCACUCACCGCCACAGUCGCCCCGACGAUGCACCAGCUUCAUCUGUCUCCAGGGCAACUGAUCGUGGUCCUGGCCAAGAACUCCACCGGCUGGUGGCUCGGGGAACUGCAGGCUCGGGGUAAGAAGCGGCAGAGAGGCUGGUUUCAUUCCUCUCACGUCAAGCUCCUGGGUCCCUCCAGCAGCAAGUCCUCUCCCUCUCCGCUGCCAGUGUGCCAAGUUAUCGCAAUGUAUGACUACACUGCUGCCAAUCGAGAUGAGCUGAGCUUCUCCAAGGGUCAGCUGAUCAACAUCCUGGACAAGACAAACCCUGACUGGUGGAAGGGAGAAGUCAACGGGGUCACGGGCCUGCUGCCAACCAAUUAUGUCAAGAUGACAACAGAAUCAGACCCCAGUCAGCAAUGGUGUGCCGACCUGAUGACGUUGGACACGAUGACCCCUCAGGAGAGGAAGAGACAGGGUUAUAUCCAUGAGCUAAUCCAGACUGAGGAGACUUACGUGGACGACCUGGAGCUGGUACUAGAGGUUUUCUACAAGCCUAUGUCUGAGUCAGGCCGUCUAACGGAAGCUGAGAUGGCGGUGAUCUUCGUUAACUGGAGGGAGCUGAUUAUGUGUAACACCAAACUGCUCAAGGCCCUGCGUGUCCGGAAAAAGACAGGAGGAGAGAACAUGCCGGUUCAGCUCAUAGGAGACCUGCUGGCGUCGGAGCUGGCGCACAUGCAGCCAUACAUCCGCUUCUGCUCCUGCCAGCUCAACGCCGCCGCCCUGCUGCAGAGCAAGACCCACAACCAGCCCGACUUUAAAGACUUCCUGAAGAAGAUCGCCACUAACUACCGCUGUAAAGGAAUGCCACUGUCCAGCUUCCUCCUCAAGCCCAUGCAGAGGAUCACACGCUACCCCCUGCUUAUCAAGAAUAUCCUGGAGCACACCCCCGACGGCCACGCGGACCGCGGGCCCCUGAGAGAGGCCCUGGAGCGAGCUGAGGAGCUGUGCUCUCAGGUCAAUGAGGGGGUGAGAGAGAAGGAGAACUCAGACAGGCUGGAGUGGAUACAGGGCCACGUCCAGUGUGAGGGACCUAUAGAGCACUUGGUCUUCAACUCGCUGACUAACUGCCUCGGGCCCCGCAAGCUGCUCCACAGCGGUCGGCUGUACAAAACCAAAAGCAGCAGGGAGCUGUGGGCUUUCCUCUUCAAUGAUUUCCUCCUUCUGACACACAGCGCCAAACCCUUCUCCUCCUCAGGACCAGACAAGCUAUUCAGCCCCAAGACCAACAUACAGCUGAAGAUGUACAAAACACCACUAUUUCUGAAUGAGGUUUUGGUGAAAAUGCCUCCAGACCCGUCCAGUGAUGAGCCACUCUUCCACGUCUCACACAUUGAUCGCGUCUACACACUGAAAACUGAGACGUUGAACGAGAGGACAACAUGGGUCCAGAAGAUCAAAGCAGCAUCUGAACAUUUCAUAGAGACUGAGAAGAAGAAGAGAGAGAAGGCUUACCAAGCACGCUCCCUGAAAACCAGCGGCAUCGGCCGACUGCUGGUGACAGUCACCGAAGCUCAGGAGCUCAAGGCCUGCAAGCCCAACGGUAAGAGCAAUCCGUACUGCGAGCUGACGAUGGGGGCUCAGUGCUACACCUCCCGGCCCGUCAGCGACACCCUGAACCCCAAGUGGAACUUCAACUGCCAGUUCUUUAUCAAAGACCUAUACCAGGACGUCCUGUGUAUCACUGUGUUCGAGAAAGACCAGUUCUCACCAGAUGAUUUCCUGGGUCGGACUGAAGUUCCCGUGGCAACUAUCAAGAAAGAGAUGGAGAGCAAAGGUGCCGCAAACCGACGCCUACUGUUACACGAAGUCCCCACUGGAGAAGUCUGGGUCAAACUGGACCUGCAGCUUUAUGAGCCGAGCAAAUGAGGACGGCACAGAGCCAAACACUCGCUCAGGCACAGAUACUUAUUUUGUAGUCAUGAAGAGAAGACAUUCUGCAUAAGCAGAAACAGUUUAACAGCCUAAAAGUGCCUGUUUGUGGCAGUGCAAGCGCUGCAAUGAAAACUUCUCGAUUUUACCGUCACUGCCUUGUUCUGCCCUGAGCCAUUCAGACGCCAUUUAAGUGACCUCAUACAGAGAGGGAAGGAGACCUUGCCAAAAAUGUAGAGCGACAAACUGGUGAAAUAUCCUCAGAGGUGGUAAUUUAGUGGAAGAAUUCUUGCUACAAACAAAUCAGCAAAUAAUUGCCAAUACUUUAACAUUCACUACUUAGACAGACAUGCCUUUAAAAGUAAGCAGGUAGUUUUUCUCAAUGGUUAUGAAAUGUAACAUUUUUGUAUCAUAUGCACAAAUUUGUAUACAAUACUGUUUCACUUUCAAAGGGGGGAAUACAGCCCGUCCAACAUGUGUUCACACACCCUGUUAGAUAUUCCCCCUGCCACACAUAUACUUGUUUUGCUAUACAUUUCUAUUCUGCACACACUACUGUACAAUGUAAUGUCAAAGGUUACCCUUAUGGUGUAACCAAGUAUGCCAUUAAAUCCUGAAAAUGACACAAAUAAAAUGUAUGUAGAGUAAACAUUCUUU